Parastagonospora nodorum SN15 is the source of this 435-nucleotide messenger RNA. RefSeq lists its product as hypothetical. The transcript is spliced from 2 exons. NCBI's taxonomy places the organism in Eukaryota, Fungi, Ascomycota, Dothideomycetes, Pleosporales, Phaeosphaeriaceae. Bases 1 to 435 code for a protein of 144 amino acids. The record is from RefSeq and is a predicted model, not a curated record.
AUGGGCGAUUAUCCCGCCAUCGCAGCGCCCGCCGCCUACGCGCUGCGCACGACACCUUCUCCUGGCACAAGAGACGGAGAUAUAUGCCCUCCCAUUGCAUCAACUUCGUACCAUCCUUCGCUCGGCGGCUGUACAAUUCGAAACACCCGUCACUCUCGGCACGAGCCGCUCAGCCCGAAUGUUUAUAUCGGGCGCGGUCCCUCUCGCCAUCAUUCGCAUCGCAGCUUUCGCGAUGACGACUUUAUCGUGACGCCAAGUCGAGCGGAAUCUGCCUCACAUUCCCGCUCGCCUCAGGCAAAGGAGAACGUGGCUAAUCUGGCAACGAAAAGGUCACUCGCCCUUCGCAUCAGCCGUACUGGUACACGAUUUCGGCCGCUACUUGAGCAGGUCCUCACUUGGAGGGAAACCUACACGCCUAGACCCGCAAAUGUGUGA